Molecule: messenger RNA, 1676 nt
Organism: Sycon ciliatum
Lineage: Eukaryota; Metazoa; Porifera; Calcarea; Leucosolenida; Sycettidae
Product: probable phosphoglycerate kinase
Exons: 10
Coding region: 138-1385 (415 amino acids)
Biological process (GO): glycolytic process; gluconeogenesis
Cellular component (GO): cytosol
Molecular function (GO): phosphoglycerate kinase activity; ADP binding; ATP binding
Source: RefSeq, a predicted model, not a curated record
UAUUGCAAUUGACCCCAACUCGACUCAUCUCGAUUUGUCUGGUUGUGUGACGAAUCGACAGUGGAGCUGACGGUCACUAUUAAAUUUUAUUUGACAGAUUGAUCUCCCCAGAAGUACUCAUUUGUUCGUCCGACGAGAUGGCUUUGAACAAACUAAGCAUUGAUCAGGUCGCCCUCAAGGGAAAGCGCGUGUUGAUGAGGGUAGAUUUCAACGUACCUCUGAAAGGAAAGGACAUCACCAACAACCAAAGAAUUGCAGCUGCCGUCCCAAGUAUCCGGUAUGCACUCGACCAAGGAGCGCAGAGCGUUGUGCUCAUGAGUCAUCUGGGCCGCCCUGAUGGACGCCCCAACGACAAGUAUUCCCUGCGGCCCGUGGCCGAUGAGCUCAAGAGUCUGCUUGAUAGGCCGGUGCAGUUCCUGAACGACUGCGUUGGCACCGAGGUGGAAGCAGCAUGUGCAGCUCCAGCAGAAGGCAGCGUCAUUCUUCUGGAGAACCUUCGCUUCCACGUCGAGGAGGAGGGCAAAGGAAAGGAUGACGGUGGAAACAAGGUCACGGCCAGCCAGGAGGCGGUGGCGCAGUUCCGCCAAUCCCUCUCUGCGCUCGGCGACGUCUACAUCAACGACGCGUUUGGCACGGCUCACCGCGCACACAGCUCCAUGGUCGGUGUGGCUCACGCCCAGCGUGCCGCCGGCUUCCUGCUCAAGAAAGAGCUGUCCUACUUCGCCAAGGCGCUGGAGUCCCCCGAGCGCCCGUUCCUGGCCAUUCUCGGCGGCGCCAAGGUCUCGGAUAAGAUCCUGCUGAUCGAGAAUCUCCUUGACAAGGUCAACGAGCUGAUCAUCGGCGGUGGCAUGGCGUAUACGUUCACCAAGACGCUCAACGGCAUGGAAAUCGGCGGCUCGCUGUUCGACGAGCAGGGUGCCGAGGUGGUCAGCCGCAUCAUGGAGAAGGCCAACCGCAACAACGUCAAGAUCCACUUCCCCAGCGACUUUGUCACGGCUGACAAGUUUUCAACGGACGCGGAGGUCGGAAGUGCUACAGUCGAGUCGGGCAUCCCUGCAGGAUGGAUGGGUCUGGACGUUGGCCCUCGCUCCGUGGAGCAGUUCUGCUCCGUGGUGCGCCGCGCCAAGACCAUCGUCUGGAAUGGUCCCCUCGGCGUCUUUGAGUACCCCAACUUCGCCAACGGUACCAAGAGCAUCAUGGAUGCGGUUGUCGAGGUGACAACUAGCGGCGCAACUACAAUCAUCGGCGGUGGUGACACAGCAACCUGUGCUAAGAAAUACAACACGGAGGACAAGGUCAGCCACGUCAGCACUGGUGGUGGUGCCAGCCUGGAAUUGCUGGAAGGCAAGAAUCUUCCCGGCGUAGCUGCAUUGUCAUCUGCAUGAAGCCAGUCCUGAUGGAAGCAACGUUCUUCACGGUGCCAUCUCUACUUCAAGAUUGGGCAUCACUUCCUAACACCUCGUCUUUGGAAAGCCUGUACGUAGCUGAAACAUGCCCGGCGCGUUGUUUCCUAUUUCUCUAACCGCUGUUUUAUUGAUAACCGCUGUAUUCUGGGAGCCCGUUGAUAUUGCUUUUUUUCUACUCCUUGUCACAGAAAACUGUAGUUUUUAGUUUUCAGUAUCGAAACUAAGCCCAACUGAUUUGGCUAUUCGCUGAGAACUUCAUGUCUCAUCUAA